UGCCGCCUAGUUUCACACGCGCUCGGUUUUGCCUCCGGCUAUGGUCUGGCGAUAACGCGCACCGUAACCGCGGCUCAGUUCGCAUUCAACAAGUGACGGAAGCGGAUGAUCAACCCGGCGUUACCCAUCGGUGAUCGGUCGCACAUGCACGAAAACCCGCACAAAGAGAAAAAUCAAAACCCACGCGAAAUAUCGCUGUAAAAUUGUGUUGGUGCUUUCCGUUUGACCGUGUUUUUUGGGGGUUGAAGUUUUUUGUUGUUGUUGUUAAAUUUCCGUGCUGUGUUGCAUUUCAUCGAAUGCUCGUGUUAGUAUUUUUAGAAUUUAAACUGGUUCAUGAGGUAGAAAAUAAGCGGUUUUACGUGUUUGUUGUCUAGUUUUUUGUUUGUUGUUAAUGUGAUGCUGCGAGAUGUAAAGAGGAACGACCUGCUGUGCACGAAAAAGUGGAUUUUAAAUGUUGGAGAAAAACCAAUUUUUCACACGAUUAUUUGAAGUGUAUUGGUGUUGUUGAUGCAUAGUGUUAAUAGUGCAACAAUUUUUUUUGUUAAAACAAACUGCGAAAACCAAUCCAUUUCUUCUUCUUUCAACCGAUUCCAGUGAGAUAGAGUUAAACGCGUAGACAAUCCUACUAGCCGGUCAUAAUCAGCCGGUCUUUUCUUUUUGUCGUUUGCGAUGUGAUCGAUCUAAUGAAGAGGUGCCGGAAUAAGUGGUUUUGUUUGUGAAAGUGUGUGUGAGUGUGUUGCUUAAAGUGCUCCAAAAUGCCGAUGAAGGAGUGGAUCUAUCGGUUGCAGCCAGUGCAACUCUACAUUGUAUUAGCCCUUUCGUCAGUUUACUUUCUGGUGCAGCUAUUUCUGAGUCACGUUUCUCACUCGCUGGUACUGCUCGUCGCUUCCUAUCAUAUGCUGUGUAACAUCAUAGCCCUCACAGGCUGCAUUUUGACCAUUAAGAAAAGUGCCAUACCGUCUGGACGGGAAGGUUUGAAGCAGGAAGCACGUUCGAUCUCGCAACAGCUUGCAACAGGCGAUGGGUUGGAAAAGUUUGCGGAAGUUAGUCAAGGCACGACGGACGGCAGUAAAAUCAGCUCGGAUGACGGGCCAAAGGGUGAAGAAUCGCCGCAGGAGAUCAAGAGUAAGGUGAAGGUGAAAGCAAGACAAGCGAGAGAAAGCACGCUGAAGAACACAUUCGGCUGGACACGGAUCGACAUCCUAACGAUGCUGGUAGUGUGCAUCUUUAUGGCGUCGUUUUGUUUCUCGGCAAUCAUCGAAGCACUGCAGACACUUUCCCACAUCCAUCAUCAGGAUGCGAUGCAUUUUCCGGCUCACAUCCUCGUGCUCGGUGCGAUGGGUUUGAUACUGAACGGGUUCUGCUAUCUACUGAUCGGUGGGUACACGUACCAUCAGGGAAGCUUCCUGUACAUCACAUCGAGCGGUAAUGUAAUACUGGAUCACGUCAUCACGGGGGACGGUGUGCGUAAAGGUAAUCGACGCCUUUCCGGGUCGAGGAAACAAGUCUCGCCGGCACAGCUUCGUGACCAAUCGAAACGUCAGAGCGUUCGUGAGCUGAUGCGAGAUAUCUGCAGUAUUGUGAUGGUCAUUAUUUGUUCACUGAUCGUGUACUACACUACGGAAGAAACGGCCAAGUUUGUGGAUCCAGCGCUUUCGAUUAUUUCUUGUAUUAUCCUCCUAACCCUAAGCUAUCCGUACAUGAAAGAAUCGGGAAUGAUCUUGCUCCAAACUAUUCCCGAUACGAUCGACAUCGAAAUCUUCAAGAAAACACUUCUGGAAGGUUUUAGGGAUAUAGUGAGUGUGCAUGAUCUUCACAUUUGGCAGCUAAGUGGUAAUCAAUACAUCUCAACGGUGCACAUUAUCUUUGACAACCCGAAGGUGUAUCUCAAGAUCCAUAGUGAUGUCAUCGAGUUCUUCCAAGAGCAGGGUAUUAACCAGGUCACCAUACAGCCCGAGUUCAAGAUGACAGGAGAAAGGGGCACCCUUGGGAACGGUAGCGAAGGUUGUUUGAUCCAGUGUCGAACCAUGGCCCAGUGCGCUAGUCUAACGUGUUGUGAUACGUUGUCACAAGAAGGAGCCUCAAAUGUGGCUUUAUUGACGGAAGUGAUCGAUCAACCAAAAACCGAUGGAACGGUUGAGCUGGAAGGUAGCGAGGUCAUUCAAAUGAAUCCCUUACCGAUGGCAAAUGCUGGCCCGGAGCUUAGUACCACUCAAGUGGCCGUAGUUGCAUGUGAGUCAAUGACCACUGAAGCAGGGGAAGGUGAUAACCACAAGCUAGCGAAAGACGGCCCGCCUGAAGCAAACGGUGAAGAGAGCACCGACACAGCCACAGUACAAAUAAGCCCAGUUAAGACUGAAUCUGAACAGCAAGUGGAAGGUGAUAAGGGCACGUGAACAAGAGUAUUGCCAGCUGGCAGCUAACGUACAGUACACAGAGCCAGUACACUCUUGACUUCAUUGUCGAAUCAAAUGAUUCGAUUGUAUUUUAAUUAUAUCGUUUACUUCCGUGCGAGAGAGAG
Messenger RNA from Anopheles funestus (African malaria mosquito), 2521 nucleotides. RefSeq names its product zinc transporter 10 (gene ZnT77C). Gene Ontology annotation, molecular function: zinc ion transmembrane transporter activity. Gene Ontology annotation, biological process: detoxification of zinc ion; intracellular zinc ion homeostasis; zinc ion transmembrane transport. The transcript has 6 exons. The record is from RefSeq and is a predicted model, not a curated record. Lineage: Eukaryota; Metazoa; Arthropoda; Insecta; Diptera; Culicidae. The coding region runs from base 756 to 2396 and encodes 546 amino acids. Gene Ontology annotation, cellular component: membrane.